This is a messenger RNA of Anarrhichthys ocellatus (wolf-eel), 1986 nucleotides long. It is a transcript of the gene sepsecs, whose product is annotated as Sep (O-phosphoserine) tRNA:Sec (selenocysteine) tRNA synthase. Gene Ontology annotation, biological process: selenocysteine incorporation; conversion of seryl-tRNAsec to selenocys-tRNAsec. The coding region runs from base 251 to 1708 and encodes 485 amino acids. Gene Ontology annotation, molecular function: tRNA binding; O-phosphoseryl-tRNA(Sec) selenium transferase activity. The transcript has 11 exons. Lineage: Eukaryota; Metazoa; Chordata; Actinopteri; Perciformes; Anarhichadidae. The record is from RefSeq and is a predicted model, not a curated record.
ACGAAGUAUUUCUACUUCGUUACUAUACACCACUGGUAAACACCCAUAUCAUUCAAAGUUUGUAACAAAGAUGUGUUGUUACAAAUAGUCUACAAGCUCAAAGAAGACAUUAUACAACUGUUUUCAUUGGCUAGUCAGAACUCCUGCUGAUCUUCAUCUUUGAUGAUCUAGUGACCCCUUUACAAUUAAGUUAAGUACUUGAGAGAGAGUUGGCGACUGAUGUUAACACGAAGCGGUUUCUUUCACAGAGAUGAACAGUGAAAACUUCAGCUUGAGUGAGAAGAUAGUGUCGACUUCUUACGUUCGACAGGGGAGCCAGGCGCGCCGUGGCCAUGAGCAGCUCAUUAGACACUUACUGGAGCAGGGUAAGUGUCCAGAGGACGGGUGGAGCGAGAGCACCGUAGAGCUCUUCCUGAGCGAGCUGGCCGUGAUGGACAGCAAUAACUUCCUCAGCAACUGUGGUGUAGGAGAGAGGGAGGGCCGGGUGGCAUCCAGCCUGGUGGCGAGACGACAUUACAGGUUGAUCCAUGGCAUCGGUCGGUCAGGUGAUAUUGCUGCUGUUCAGCCCAAAGCUGCAGGAUCCAGUCUGCUCAACAAGCUGACCAAUUCAGUGGUGUUGGACAUCUUAAAGCUCUCAGGUGUCCGGAGUGUGGCGAGCUGCUUCGUAGUUCCCAUGGCAACAGGGAUGAGCUUGACUCUGUGCUUCCUGACUCUCCGCCACCGACGGCCCAAAGCGCGCUACAUCGUCUGGCCUCGCAUCGACCAGAAGUCCUGUUUCAAAGCCAUGAUCACAGCAGGCUUUGAGCCGGUGGUGGUGGAGAAUAUACUCGAGGGCGAUGAGUUGCGGACAGACUUGGAAGCCGUUGAGCGCAAGAUCGAAGAGCUCGGAGCCGAGAACAUCCUGUGUGUUCAUUCAACAACGUCCUGCUUUGCCCCGCGUGUCCCCGACAGGCUUGAGGAACUGGCUGCUGCGUGUGCCAAACAUAAUAUUCCCCACAUAGUUAACAACGCUUACGGCGUACAGUCGUCCAAAUGCAUGCACCUCAUACAACAGGGGGCUCGUGUUGGAAGAAUCGAUGCCUUUGUACAGAGCCUGGACAAGAACUUCAUGGUUCCAGUAGGUGGCGCCAUUAUCGCAGGUUUUGAUGAGUCCUUCAUACAGGAGAUAAGCCAGAUGUACCCAGGUCGAGCAUCGGCUUCACCUUCCCUCGACGUCCUCAUUACCCUUCUCACUCUGGGAGCCAGCGGCUACAAGAAACUCCUGUCGGAGAGAAAGGAGAUUUAUUUGUUCCUGGCCCAGGAGCUGAAGAGUCUAGCCUCAGCACACGGGGAGCGAUUGCUUCACACCCCACAUAACCCCAUUUCACUGGCCAUGUCCCUGGAUGGUCUCCAGGCCGAGAGCGACAAGGCGGUGACUCAGCUGGGCUCCAUGUUGUUCACCCGGCAAGUGUCGGGAGCCAGGGUAAUACCGCUGGGUAAGGAGCAGACCGUAAGCGGACACAGGUUCCUCGGCUUUAUGUCCCACUCUGAGGCAUACCCCUGUCCCUACCUGAACGCCGCCUCAGCUGUGGGCAUCACUCGGGAGGACGUGACACUGUGCAUCAAAAGGCUCGACAAGUGCCUGAAGACCCUGAAGAAAGAGGGGAAUGCUGCGAAAAGUAGUUCCCCAGCUGUCCCACUGUGCGAGGGGGACACUACAGGAGAAUGACUGACUGAGCUGAAAUGAGAACCCUUUUAAAGACAAAGUGAUUUCUACUUAGUCUGAGCACUCUGCUGCCUGUGUGUGUUUUGAAUGGCUCUUGCUGAUGGAUUAUCAAUCCAGACAUUGUAAUAAGGUCAAAGCCUUGAGCUCAGCGAGCAACAGCUGGCGAUGCUGACAAAGCAUCCGCAAAACACUUGCAUUGUUGUCUGUAUAUGUUGAAAAUGCUUUACUUAACUGUGAAUUUUUGGACUCAAAAUAGAUGCUGGAUAAACCAUGUAAAAAUG